This is a messenger RNA of Alosa sapidissima (American shad), 1773 nucleotides long. It is a transcript of the gene wdfy2, whose product is annotated as WD repeat and FYVE domain containing 2. Gene Ontology annotation, molecular function: protein binding; metal ion binding. Lineage: Eukaryota; Metazoa; Chordata; Actinopteri; Clupeiformes; Clupeidae. Bases 122 to 1324 code for a protein of 400 amino acids. The transcript is spliced from 12 exons. The record is from RefSeq and is a predicted model, not a curated record.
GCAGUAACCCACUGUGUCACAACAAACCCUCGCGGACGCCGCCCCGUGCAGCCUGUGCUGCUGCUGGUGGCCUGUGUUACCUCGCGCCGCCAGGUGACAGAAACUCGGUUUCAACGUCGACAUGGCUGCGGAGAUCCAACCUCGCGCCCAGGCGCGAAAGCCAGUUCUGCUAAGCAAGAUUGAAACGUCGCAGGAGCUCGUGAUCACGGCGGUCAUCAUUCCGAAAGAGGACGGGGUGAUCAGCGUCUCUGACGACAGGACCAUCCGCGUCUGGCUGAAGAGAGACAGCGGUCAAUACUGGCCCAGCGUGUACCACAGCAUGCCUGCGACUUGUUCUUGUAUGUCGUUUAACCCGGAGACGCGGCGUCUGUCGGUUGGGAUGGACAACGGAGUCGUGUUGGAUUUCAUUGUUUCAGAGGACUAUAACAAGAUGACCCCUGCACACACAUACCAGGCCCAUGGCUCGCGCGUGACGGCGGUCCUCUUCGUGCUGGAGAUGGAGUGGCUGCUGACCGCAGCGCAGGACAGAGGGUUCUGCUGGCACUGCACCGAGAGCGGCCACCUGCUGGGCACGCACAGAACUGCGGCCUACGUCACCGGACUACAGUUUGAUGUGGAAACGCGUCACGUGUUUGUGGGCGAUCAGUCGGGACAGGUGACCAUCCUGAAGCUGGAACAGGACACCUGCAGCCUCGUCACCACCUUUAAAGGACACACAGGCAGCGUGACGGCUCUGUGCUGGGACGCUAUGCAGCGGGUGCUGUUCUCGGGGAGCUCCGAUCACUCCAUCAUCAUGUGGGACAUCGGAGGACGCAAGGGCACCGCCAUCGAGCUGCAGGGACACAAUGAUAAGGUGCAGGGUCUAUGCUAUGCUCCACACACACGGCAGCUCAUCUCCUGUGGAUCUGAUGGAGGCAUCGUCAUCUGGGACAUGGAGGUGGACCGACAAGAGACUCCUGAGUGGUUGGACAGUGACUCGUGUCAGAAGUGUGAGCAGCCUUUCUUCUGGAACUUCAAACAGAUGUGGGACAGCAAGAAGAUCGGCCUCAGACAGCAUCACUGCAGGCGUUGUGGUCAAGCGGUGUGUGGUAAAUGCUCUUCUCGGCGGUCCACCAUUCCACUCAUGGGCUUUGAGUUCCCUGUGAGGGUGUGUGACAGUUGCUAUGAAUCCAUCACAGAACAGGAGCGGGCCCCCACGGCCACAUUCCAUGACAGCAAGCACGGGAUCGUCCACAUGCACUAUGAGCCAACACGCAGCUGGCUCCUCACCUCUGGCAUCGACAGAGUCAUCAAGCUAUGGGACAUGUCUCCAGUGGUGUCCUGAGUUGUGGGGUGAUGGGGGUCACUACGAGUAACAGGGACCUUCUGCACAAGGCAGCUGUUUCUAUGGCAACAGUGGACCUGAAGGAAGCAGAGUUGGAGGGACUGUGACAUCAUCAUCUGGACAAACACAAACACACACACACAUAAACACAUACAAAUACACACACACACACACACACACAAACACACACACAUACAAAUACACACACACACGACCUGGAGUAUCACUGGAAAGACUCUCUGACAUUAGUGGCCUUCAAAAUGGUCACACACACACAUCUUGUGUGUGAGUGUGUUUUGCAUGUUUAACAUUUGUUGUGUGUUUGCAUAAUGUUUAACUCUGGUGUGUGUGUGUGUGUGUGUCUGCUCCUGAUUGAGUGUAAAAUUGUGUAACUUCUUCCUGUGAGUCUCUUUGGACCAGAAGUUCAUUAAAAACUUUUGCCUGUUCGA